GUGCCACCACAUCCACAACCACAACCACAACAAUAUCCAAAAUCUAUUGACCAUAUAUGUAUGUAACUCUCAAGGCAGAGAGGGGAUUUAGGCUCAGUGAAAAUGGCAUCAAGGGUGGCUCAGGCUCUCUCUUCUUCUCUCACUAACCAAAUUCCAGUCCUCUCAAACCCAAAAUCCCCAUCUCUUCUGCCACACAAUCUCACUUCACCAAAGACAACAAGGCUUUGUCAUUUCAGAGUCCAAGCAAACUUAGGAGGUGGAGAUGGAGAUGGAGAGAUCAAGACAAAGGGGAAGAGGAAAUUUAUAACUAGAGAAGAAGAACCAGAACAGUAUUGGCAAACAGCAGGAGAAAGAGAAGGAGAGAAUCCAAUGAAGACACCUCUCCCUUACAUAAUCAUAUUUGGCAUGUCAACACCUUUUGUCAUCUUAGCCAUUGCUUUUGCUAAUGGUUGGGUUAAGGUACCAGUCAGAUGAUUAGUUAAUUAAUUCUGUAAUAUUGCAAAACAGAGUACCCAGGAAACUGAACUGACCCAGUUUUCCUUUUUUAUAUGCAUAAUUUGAGUUGUUUAAUACUAGCAUAUAUAAACAACAUCCAUGCGCAAGAUUCCCUAGGCGGGGUCGGGACAGACGAGAUGUACGGAGAUUUUAUCAAUAAAACUUGCUCUGCUUUGGCCA
Molecule: messenger RNA, 675 nt
Organism: Tripterygium wilfordii
Lineage: Eukaryota; Viridiplantae; Streptophyta; Magnoliopsida; Celastrales; Celastraceae
Exons: 3
Coding region: 103-474 (123 amino acids)
Cellular component (GO): chloroplast
Source: RefSeq, a predicted model, not a curated record